AUGCGCAGUUUGAUUCAGCCCCAAGCAGCAGCAACGGAACUAACAGUAAUAUUGGAAGCAUGGGCACCAGUACGGAAAGUAUUCCUGUGCAAAACUGCAGCGUGGCAGGUAACACUGGAAAAUCCAAUUAUUAACUACAUAUGCAAUUUUCUAAACAACUACUCACCACCUUCCUUCGCAGAUGAUGAAGUGUUGUCGAUCACUGCGCUGGAUUUCGUAUUGAGGAGGAUUCGCAAUAAAUGUGGACGGCAAGCAGUGGUGCUACGAACGGUGUUUGAAGGUGCUAUUGUUGAUUUCGAGGCUUUACGAAAUCUGUUCCAAAUGGCGGGUUGGUCCGGUUACUACGGUUGCCCAAAAUGUUAUGCUCGUGGUGGCGGUCCUGUACAGUGGACAACAAAAUCGCCUGAUAGUAAACCGCGGGAUGAGACGCAGAUCGCAGAUGAAGCACGUAAUGCCGACAUGGGAUUUCGAGGUUACAAUUCCUUUCAUUUCAGUCUUCAAAACCCACUGCAAAAACUUUAUAGCAUCCGCGAAACAGAUGAUUUACAGAUGUAUUUGGCGCACGAUGCCGUUCACCUCGUAUCAAAUGUCACCCUGCUGACGUUAGAACUGUUAUGCAGGGCUGUACAUCUGCUAAGUUCCCGUGCUAUUCCAUACACAGAACACGACCAAUUACGGAAUUCAAGAGAUUUACCGGCCAAGACUUCACCAACGUAUAUUUCCUUCGUUUGUCCUGCUGUUUUGCCCGAGAGCUAA
This is a messenger RNA of Gongylonema pulchrum, 756 nucleotides long. NCBI's taxonomy places the organism in Eukaryota, Metazoa, Nematoda, Chromadorea, Rhabditida, Gongylonematidae. The record is from the annotation of a GenBank genome assembly.